CCAAAUUAUACAUGCUGCAUGCAGUGGUGUGAAUUAUGAUUCACUCAUUUCAUAGUCAAUCGACAGUUCCACUUUUUUCCUUGAGUUGGGAUCCACAACCACAUAAAUCACCAACUUUCUAAACCCUUUCCCUCAUAAAAGUAGAAAAAGAAAAGAAAAUUCAAUUAGUCCAACACGAAAGUGUGAGAGAAAUGGAACACUCAUCCGAACAGCCCCUUCUCCCGCUGGGGUCAAAUGAUUCUGUCGCCCAAGACCUUUCUCCGAUCGCGGGCCCCCGUCACUUCUGCAACGAGUUCAUGGCGGAGUCCAAAAGGCUCUGGUGUUUGGCCGCCCCGGCCAUCUUCACCUCCGUCUGCCAGUACUCGCUCGGCGGCAUCACCCAGACCUUCGCCGGCCACGUCGGCACGCUCGAGCUCGCCGCCUUCACGGUGGAGAACUCCGUCAUCGCCGGCUUAUCUUUCGGCGUCAUGAUGGGGAUGGGGAGCGCGCUAGAAACGCUAUGCGGGCAAGCUUACGGCGCGGGGCAAAUCGAGAUGCUGGGGGUUUAUAUGCAGAGGUCGUGGGUGAUUCUGCUGGCCACCGCUUUCCUGCUGAUGUUCCUCUACAUCUUCGCGCUGCCGUUCCUGCUGUUGAUCGGGCAGAAGGAGGAGAUAUCGGUGGCGGCGGGGAGAUUCGCGCUGUGGAUGAUCCCGCAGCUCUACGCCUACGCCAUGAACUUCCCGAUGGCCAAAUUCCUGCAGGCGCAGAGCAAGAUCAUGGCGAUGUCGUGGAUCGCGGGGGCGGCGCUGCUGCUGCACGUGCUCUUCAGCUGGCUGCUGAUGCUGAAGCUCGGCUGGGGCAUGGCGGGCGGCGCGCUCGUGCUCAACGCGUCUUGGUGGUUCAUAGUGGUGGCGCAGAUGGUCUACAUAUUGAGCGGCACGUGCGGCACCGCGUGGACGGGUUUCUCUUGGGGGGCCUUCCAUAACCUCUGGAGCUUCAUGAGAUUGUCUCUCGCUUCAGCCGUCAUGCUCUGCUUGGAAACGUGGUAUUUCAUGGCGUUGGUGCUGUUUGCCGGAUACUUGAAGAACGCAGAAAUUGCUGUGGAUGCCAUUUCCAUAUGCACAAACAUUGUGGGGUGGACAGUGAUGGUAGCCAUCGGAUUCAAUGUAGCAAUAAGCGUAAGAGUGUCUAAUGAACUGGGAGCUGCUCAUCCAAGAAUGGCCAAGUUUUCUGUUGUAGUGGUGGUGGUAUCAGCCUUCUUGGUGGGCCUCAUAUUCGCCGUCAUCCUUCUCGUCUUCCAGAACCAGUAUCCUUCGUUAUUCUCAAACAGUGAAGAAGUGAAACAAAUUGUGUAUCACCUAACUCCAUUGCUUGCAUUCUGUAUUGUCGCCAACACCAUUCAACCCGCACUAUCAGGUGUGGCUAUUGGAGCUGGAUGGCAAGCCUUGGUUGCGUAUGUUAAUAUUGCAUGCUAUUACAUAUUUGGGAUACCAUUGGGUCUACUACUAGGAUUUGCAUUCGACUUGGGUGUUAAGGGAAUAUGGAUGGGAAUGGUAAUGGGAACAGUUGUGCAAACGUUGGUUCUCUUUUAUAUUGCUUACCGAACUAACUGGGAGAAAGAGGCUUCUGCGGCAAGUGAAAGAAUCAAUACGUGGGGAGGAGGACAAACAUCUGCUAAAACAACUGACAUUGAGAAAUACAGCUAAACGGAGCUUACGCACUUGUUCGUGAUUUCAUGCUACCAUUUACGACUCUCAUUUAUAGUCCAUGUGCUUUGUUCUGUUAUGGUUGAUUUCUCAUGAUCAUGGAUUUACUUUAAUUCCAUUUCGUAAAGGGAGGAAUUCUAAACUACCCACCUUUUUAAAAGUAUAUUUAUCAAAUAUCCACUUUUUAUUUUUGCUA
Messenger RNA from Salvia miltiorrhiza (redroot sage), 1881 nucleotides. Its product is annotated as protein DETOXIFICATION 30. Gene Ontology annotation, molecular function: antiporter activity; xenobiotic transmembrane transporter activity. Gene Ontology annotation, biological process: xenobiotic detoxification by transmembrane export across the plasma membrane. The coding region runs from base 192 to 1685 and encodes 497 amino acids. The transcript has 7 exons. Lineage: Eukaryota; Viridiplantae; Streptophyta; Magnoliopsida; Lamiales; Lamiaceae. The record is from RefSeq and is a predicted model, not a curated record. Gene Ontology annotation, cellular component: vacuolar membrane.